UCUUCCUCUGAAGCGGUCACCAGCGUGUGGAGCCUGCCCCACACCCAUCACCUGCCAAACCACGGCCUUUACCUGUGUCUUCCGGUGUUUCCCGUGCGACCCGUCCUGUGGGAGUGCCUCCUGGGCCACCCCAGAGUUCACGCAGCGCUCAGUGGCUCCAAUGGUGAAGAUGACAAGGUCCAAGACUUUCCAGGCAUAUCUGCCUUCAUGCCACAGGACCUACAGCUGCAUUCACUGCAGGGCUCAUCUUGCCAACCACGAUGAGCUCAUUUCCAAGUCCUUUCAAGGAAGCCAAGGACGAGCAUACCUCUUCAAUUCAGUAGUUAAUGUGGGUUGUGGCCCUGCAGAGGAGCGGGUGUUAUUAACAGGAUUACAUGCGGUUGCAGAUAUUUACUGUGAAAACUGCAAAACCACACUGGGUUGGAAAUAUGAACACGCUUUUGAAAGCAGCCAGAAGUAUAAAGAAGGCAAAUACAUCAUUGAACUAGCUCACAUGAUCAAGGAUAAUGGCUGGGAUUGAAUGGAAAGAGCCCAGCCCUACCAGUGUGUAAGAGAAUGCCAUCCAACCGAACAUUAUAUCCAAGAGUGAGAGAGUGACUGAACGCUUGGUUCCAUGCAUUUAGAGGCUCUGCAAUUUGGGAGCAUCUUCACACCCUUCUCCAUCUUUAUUGGUGACUGGCCUCUAAAUUUCUGUCUCUCUGUCUCUUUGCUUUGUAUCUGUUUGUGAGUUGACCCUGGCUGCUUCUCUCUCUGUUCUGGCGUUGGCUAAGAGAAUGCACCGAAUGCCCGACAGCCAUUCCAUGUUGACGAAUGUUUAAGUACAAACCGAAGUUGGCUCUGUGGUGGCAUUUUAUCGGAAGGUCUCGGUGCGGGAGGAAGACCCGAGUUUUGGGCAGGAGAAAGUGAUAGGGGGUGGGGAGUGGGCCCGAAGGGAAGUCAUCAGAAGUUUGAAACUGUGCUUCUCCUUUAAGUCCUGGUUAACCAAGGCUUGAAACUAUCUACUUGUCUAAAUGGACAGAAAAAUACCUCACGGCUGCGUUCUCUCCGAAAUGUAAAACCGUGCUCCAUCGGUGGAGCUUCAGUCUAAGCCAGCUGAGCACAAGUCAUAACCAGUUCCCCCUGCAAGCUAAUCGCAAGUCUGUGUUU
Messenger RNA from Gavia stellata (red-throated loon), 1146 nucleotides. It is a transcript of the gene YPEL2, whose product is annotated as yippee like 2. The transcript has 4 exons. NCBI's taxonomy places the organism in Eukaryota, Metazoa, Chordata, Aves, Gaviiformes, Gaviidae. The record is from RefSeq and is a predicted model, not a curated record. Bases 161 to 520 code for a protein of 119 amino acids.